Botrytis byssoidea is the source of this 816-nucleotide messenger RNA. RefSeq lists its product as uncharacterized. The coding region runs from base 1 to 816 and encodes 271 amino acids. Lineage: Eukaryota; Fungi; Ascomycota; Leotiomycetes; Helotiales; Sclerotiniaceae. The record is from RefSeq and is a predicted model, not a curated record. The transcript has a single exon.
AUGUUAUCUACAAAAGAACUAUAUCAUCCACUGAAAGAUGGUGAGAUCAGAGUUCUUGGAAUAGAGCCAGGCACUUUCGAUGAACCUAUUCAUUGCACUUUAUCUCCAUGUUUACUUGAUGAUAACCCUAAAUAUCAAGCACUUUCCUAUACUUGGGGAGAUCCAUCGAUUCGUGCUCCGAUCACAGUCGAUGGCCAUGUACUCAUGGCGACCACAAAUUUAGAAAGUGCAUUGAGAUAUCUUCGGGUUCCCAAAAUUACUCACGUCCUAUGGGUCGACGCGAUCUGUAUUAACCAGGAAGAUAUUCCCGAGCGGGGUAUGCAGGUACAACAGAUGCGUCACAUUUAUAAGGAUGCGAAAGAUGUGUUAAUAUGGCUCGGUCCACCGGAGCUUUCAACUAGAGGAUUGAGGGAUGAUGAGGAUCCUCAUGUAGAAACUGAGAGUACUAUUCCUAGCACUUCGAACCACUUUAAAGCCUUGAAGUUACUUGCUAGUUGGUUUCAAAGCGUCGAGCGUGGUGAAACAAAAUGUCCUCACCUAGAUUUUGAGAACAAAGAUAAAUGGCGAGAAGCAUUGCAAUGCGAGUUUUGGAAACCAUUGAAGAAUCCCUAUUGGACCAGAUUAUGGAUUAUCCAAGAAGUUGCUCUAGCUAAGAAUCCCAUUGUUCAUUGUGGCUCACAUUCAAUCUCCUUUGAUGAUUUGAUUUUUGGCAUUCGUUAUGCUUCGUCUUGUGGAACUCAUUAUGCUGUGGCAAGUGGUGAAGACCACUGGUUGGAUGAAUAUUCAUAUGGUAUUGUCGGGAUAUCGAUCAUGUGA